This is a messenger RNA of Exserohilum turcica Et28A, 2946 nucleotides long. RefSeq lists its product as uncharacterized. Gene Ontology annotation, biological process: Mo-molybdopterin cofactor biosynthetic process. Gene Ontology annotation, molecular function: molybdenum cofactor sulfurtransferase activity; pyridoxal phosphate binding; molybdenum ion binding. The record is from RefSeq and is a predicted model, not a curated record. Lineage: Eukaryota; Fungi; Ascomycota; Dothideomycetes; Pleosporales; Pleosporaceae. The coding region runs from base 67 to 2544 and encodes 825 amino acids. The transcript has 2 exons.
CCUGUUCUCUGAGCGACUACGGGUGAAUAAAGCUCUCUGCGCAUCCAGCCACACACAGCAGGCACCAUGGACGAGGCAGAAUGCAUCCGUUACAACAGUGCGAUUCAGCAGCUUCGCACUAGAGAGUAUCCCAUGUUACAAGAUACAACGUACCUCGACCAUGCAGGAACUACGCUCUACUCCAAAUCGCUCAUGGAGCGCUUUUCUGCCGACAUGGUCGCGAACCUAUACGGCAACCCACACUCGGCCUCCAACGCCUCCCAAUUGACGACGCGCCGAAUCGAGGAUGUACGACUACGCCUCUUACAGAUGUUCAACGCCGACCCCGCCGAGUUUGACGUGGUCUUUGUUGCCAACGCCACGGCCGGAAUCAAGUUGGUGGCGGAGGCAUUUCGCGAUCAAGACGGGGGCUUCUGGUAUGGCUACCACCGCGAUGCGCAUACGAGCCUGAUUGGCGUGCGCGAGGUAGCGGCCACGCACAGAUGCUUUACUACCGACGGCGAAGUCAACGCAUGGAUCGACAGUGACGAAAAUGGAUCGGGCUCUACACAGCUAUUCGCAUACCCAGCACAAUCCAACAUGAACGGGCGCCGCCUACCGCUGGGCUGGUCACGCCGGAUUCGUGCCAACAAGCAGAAUGCCGUGUAUACCCUGUUGGACGCUGCAGCGUUGGUCUCAACAUCGCCACUCAACCUCGGGAAUCCUGACGAGGCCCCCGACUUUACGGUAUUGAGCCUGUACAAGAUAUUCGGCUUUCCCGAUCUUGGCGCAUUGAUUGUCAGGCAAGCGUCAGCAUCCAUGUUUGAUAAACGCCGCUACUUUGGUGGCGGCACCGUCGACAUGGUUGUAUGUCUCAAGGAACAGUGGCACGCAAAAAAGGCAGAUUCGCUCCACGAAAGACUAGAGGACGGCACUUUGCCUAUACAUAGCAUCAUGGCGCUUGACAGUGCAAUGACCGUCCACCAGGAACUAUACACCUCGUUGGAGAGAGUCUCGUGGCACACCACCUUCCUCGUGCAGAGGCUAUACGAAGGGCUCUUGUCGUUACGGCACGGGAAUGGUCAUGAGGUCUGCCACGUCUACAAGGACCCGGCCUCCACAUACGGAGACUCGCUUACUCAAGGCCCAAUUGUUGCUUUCAACCUGUGCAAUCCAUUUGGUGGCUGGGUGAGCAAUGCAGAAGUGGAGAAACUGGCUGCCAUUAAGAAUAUCCAUCUCCGAACGGGCGGGCUCUGCAACCCGGGCGGAGUUGCGUCGUCACUUGGGUUGGCACCGUGGGAAAUGCGUGACAACUUUUCGGCAGGGCAACGGUGCGGCAACGAUAACGACAUUAUCCAUGCGAAGCCAACUGGCAUCAUACGUGUCAGUGUCGGAGCCAUGAGCACCCUAUCAGACGUCGAGUACUUUGUUGCAUUCGUGCGCGAGUUUUUCGUACAGGAUAGCCCUCCGUUGGACGCAUCUCCAAUGACAGUUGUUGAGGUUGAGCCACCAACGCAAAGCCGCCUACAUGUGGAGAGUCUGUCGGUGUAUCCUAUCAAAAGCUGUGCAGGAUUCAGCGUACCGCCGGGGACUGCGUGGGAAGUGCGGCCAGAGGGCCUUGUGUGGGAUCGUGAGUGGUGUCUUGUCCAUCAAGGAACGGGAGCCGCGCUGAGCCAGAAGCGCUACCCAAAGAUGGCCCUCAUACGUCCGAGUAUUGAUGUCGAAAAGGGCGUGCUACGGGUGAAGUUGGCGGGCGUGUUACAGGAGACGACUACUACGCACGAGAUUACGGUUCCCCUUUCGGCUGAUCCCCGCCUGUUUGCAGAAGAUGCCAUGUACAAAGACGCCAGCGCCAAAGUAUGCGGCGAUGCCAUCAAAGCCAAGACGUACCGGUCAAGCGAUAUAUCAGACUUUUUUACACAGGCUCUUGGGGUAGCGUGUCAUUUGGCGCGCUUCCCAGCCGUUGGCAAUGGCAGCGGCGUAUCGAGGCACUCGAAGGCGCAUCUACAAAAAUACCCCAAAACGGGCGCUAUGCGAGUGCCCGGCGCCUUCCCAGAAACGGCGGCCAUGAUGGCUGGCGCGUGCGUCUCGAAGCCGAUUCUGCUGGCGAAUGAGAGCCCUAUCCUCACUAUAUCACGAGCAAGCCUCAACCGUCUGAACGAAAUGAUCAAGGCGGAGGGCGGCAAGGCCGCACAAGCAGAGGUAUUCCGAGCCAACAUUGUGGUUGCAGAGCAUCCAGCGUACCCGCCUGGGCUGGAGGAGCCUUAUGCGGAGGACGAGUGGCGCUACGUGCAGAUUGGCCAGCAGUUCUUUGAGAUGCUGGGAGGGUGUCGGAGGUGCCAGAUGGUUUGCAUCGACCAGCAAACGGGCGAACGAAACCAGGAGCCGUUUGUAACACUGUCCAAAACACGGCGAUUCGAGGGGCGUGUGUACUUUGGGGAGCACACAUGCCAUGUGUCGUCACUGUCGACGCAGAACCCCACCAUCACGGUCGGCGACGCCGUUAGGCCGAUUAGGGAUGGCGAGGUGGACGAGAAUAGCGUACUGCGGGCGCUGGUGGGUUAGGCCCAAGCACAAGAGCCAAGUGCGAGUCUCUGCGCUCGUUGGAGGGCGGCACGUCGGGAUGGAACCUUGUAGUCAGUGGGCAGAGGCUUGUGCUGGGAGUCUUGGGGAAAUGCGAUCGGGGCCUUUGGGCGUGGCUUCAUCUUGCAUAUGGCUCGGGCAGGUCAUUGGCCGGCUGUGUCGAGAGGGUGUAACAGAGGCAAGAUGGGCGGAUCGCCCAAUGCUCGGGCAUGAAGCAGGCAGAAGUGGGUUGGGCCGCGUGAUAGGCACGGGGGAGUCAGCAGAAGGGACGAGUGUAAGCGCUGGUCGCCCUGUUUCAACGGCGAAGCAGAGUCAGGUGUUGCGGGCGUGGAAUAGGGCAGAGGCAAGGUAUCCUCAGAUGGAAGCGCGCGCGCAUGGCCGGGG